Molecule: messenger RNA, 2525 nt
Organism: Heteronotia binoei (common prickly gecko)
Lineage: Eukaryota; Metazoa; Chordata; Lepidosauria; Squamata; Gekkonidae
Gene: CASP6
Product: caspase 6
Exons: 8
Coding region: 1-1443 (480 amino acids)
Biological process (GO): proteolysis; apoptotic process
Cellular component (GO): cytoplasm
Source: RefSeq, a predicted model, not a curated record
AUGCGAAAUCAACAGGGAUCCCUAGUUACUAAGUCAAGUGAUAUAAUUCAAGUUUUUCAGAAAUUCUAUCAAAAGUUAUACGAAUCAGAGAACCCAAAACCUGACAAAAUUAAGGAAUAUCUUACUUCAAUAAAUUACAAUGUUAAAAUAUCUUCGGACCAUAAGGCAUACUUAGAACAAGAUAUAACUCCUCUGGAAGUCUCUGAAACCUUAAAGCAUAUUAAAAACAAUAAGGCUCCAGGCAGGGAUGGAAUCCCUAUAGAAUUCUAUAAGGCCUUUGAGCAAGAGCUGUUGGAGCCCUUAGUACACACCUGCAAUUCCGUCAUGUACAGUGGAGAAAUGCCUAACACUUGGUCUGAAGCAAGAAUUACAGUAAUCCCUAAACCUGGAAAAGACAAACAAAACCCAGCCUCUUUUAGACCUAUUUCUGUUCUAAAUAAUGACUUUAAAAUAUUCUCUGCUUUGAUGGCCAACAGAUUGAAUAACGUCAUCACAGAAUACAUACAUGACGACCAAUCAGGUUUUAUCCCCACAAGAACGUUAACGGAUAAUAUCCAGCAAAUAGAUGUGGAUAGCAAGCCUGCUUUACAGUUCAAAGAUGGACAACAAAACUUCAUAGAAACAGAUGCCCUUCAUACAAGCUCCCACCUCUUUGAUCCAGCUGCAGAGUACAAAAUGAACCACAAGAGGAGAGGACUUGCUUUGAUCUUCAAUCAUGAACAUUUUUUCUGGCAUUUAAUGCUACCAGACAGACGUGGCACUGUUGCUGACAGAGAGAACCUGAAACGCAGCUUGAUUGAGCUGGGAUUUGAAGUGAAGUGUUUUGAUGAUCUUAAAGCAGAAGACGUGUAUCAAAACAUUUACAAUGUGUCCACAGACAAGCACGAAGAUGUGGACUGUUUCAUGUGUGUUUUCCUGAGCCAUGGUGAAGAUGACCACGUUUAUGCCUAUGAUGCUAAAAUAAAAAUACAGACAUUGGCCAGCAUGUUCAAAGGAGACAAAUGCCCAAGUCUAGCAGGGAAGCCAAAAAUAUUUAUAGUUCAGGCAUGUCGAGGAGAUAAGCAUGAUGACCCAGUCAUUGUUGCUGAUACAGUAGACAGCACUGCAGACAAGUCAGACGUCAAUGAAACUGAAGUGGAUGCUGCUGCAGUUUAUACCUUGCCUGCCGGAGCUGACUUCCUCAUGUGUUACUCUGUAGCAGAAGGGUAUUAUUCUCACCGUGAGACUCUAAAUGGCUCCUGGUACAUUCAAGAUCUGUGCGACAUGAUAAGAAGGCAUGGGUCCUCCCUUGAAUUUACAGAGCUUCUGACGCUGGUUAACAGGAAGGUGGCUCAUCGCAACGUGGACGUAUGCAGAGAUACUAAUGCUUUAGGAAAAAAGCAGAUCCCUUGUUUUGCAUCCAUGUUAACGAAGAAGUUGUACUUUUACCCCAAAUCUAAGUAGAAUGGUAUACCAGUAAAAAUUAUUUUUUGGGUGGAGAAGGUAUUGAGGACAUCUUGAGCUAAAACACAGCCUUGUGCUAUGGAUCAUAUAAUAAAAUAUUCAAGUAGUGUGCAUAUUUCAGUUUGCUUAAUGAAUCAUACCACCCUGACUUUUGGGGGGGGGGGGUAAAGAGGAUUUUAAAAAAGAACAAAUACAUGUCUUUUUUAAUUUCAAUCUAGAAGAUCACAUUGCAGAUGGCUAAAUAAAGAAGGGCUCAAUAUUGAAAAUGGUGCUUCAGAAUUCGAAGACUUCUGUGACAUUAAAUUUUAAAUUAACUGAUUAUAAUGACAGUUUUUUACCAGCAGUUAACAUCUCAGGCUUGAAUAUGAUUUUGUGAGCCCUGUAUAUGAAAUUGGUUUGUUAUAAAUCAGCAUUACAACAGGCUCAGGGAAUUUUGGAAAUUAAAUCACUAGCAGCAUUUGGAGUGAUAAAGAAGCACGUGACCAAAUUUUUCCUGACUUCUAGUUUGUACUGAGUGACAGUUUUUUUAUCUCCAUUUUAUAAUGAACAUUUUGUACUUUUCCAAGGUUUUUAAAACUGCUGUAUUGACCAAUGAAAGGGUGCUUGGGGGACAUGGCUGCUCUCAACAAAUCUGCUGCGUCCUCUCUCCAUACCUUCAUCAGAAACAGAUAUACAGCAGUUGCUGACACAGCAAUGGCUGGGUGGACAACUCAGAACAAUUUCUGGUGUCCUGUUCACAGCUGGGAACUGCAACAAGUUGCCCCAGCUGUUACUGGAUCAUGACUCCAGGUGUAUGUAGUUUGCCUGGGCUUGGCUGCCUGGCUGGAUGUUGGAAGGUAUCAUAUGUGUACAGAUGAGUAGCACCCAUAAUACCUUGCUAUUGUGAAGACAUUUUAUAUAUGGCAUGUUUAUGAAUCACAGCCUAAAUAAUAAAAUGUGCAUGUGUAGACCUGUGAUUGUCUAAUAGUUGUUUUGUAGCUCAGCCCUGAUAUCUGUACAAAACAGAUACUGAGAAUUAGAAAGUUACAUUAUGUAAAUUAGUUUGAAAUGCCCCCAAAGUAAAAUAAACUUCUUACAAAGAA